AUGAGUGACUCGAUGCCGGACUUCAAGCUAAGCGCGGUGCUCCGGGGGCACAAGAGCGAUGUCCGAGCUGUCCUCCUUCCUGAUCCUUCCUUCGCUAUCACUGCGUCUCGCGAUGGCUCCACUCGAGUCUGGAAAAGAACUGCCACCUCUCCCCCCACAUACGAUGACACGGAAUCCUCCCAUGGCGCUCAAUUCAAAACCUGCUUAGCAUACGUCCCUCCCUCCCAAGAGUUCGAAGAAGGUCUUAUCCUCUCGUCGGGCCAAGAUGGGCUUAUUGAAGCGAGACGGCCAUCUUCCACCACCGAUCAAAAUGCAGACGCUUUUAUGGUGGGGCAUAGCAAUCAAGUCUGUUCAUUAGAUGUCUGUGUCUCAGCAAAUUACUUUGUCAGCGGAAGCUGGGAUAGUACGGCAAAAGUCUGGGAGAUAGGAAGAUGGGAGGUUGCAUUCGAUCUGCCUAAUCACACCGCUACGGUUUGGGCAGUCCUGGCAUACAGUCGGGACACCAUUGUGACAGGAUGCGCGGAUCGUGCCAUCAGAGUAUUCGAUAUCCGAGGAAAGAUGCUGGUGUCCUGGGACGGCCAGGACAUCGUGCGCGCUCUUGCAAAACUUCCUGAAGGACAUUCUACCGGAGCAGAGAUUGCAUCAGCAUCCAAUGAUGGGGUUAUUCGACUGUGGACUUUGAAAGGAGAACGGAGAGCUCAAUUAUUCGGUCAUGAGUCGUUCAUCUACUCCCUGGCCGUCCUCCCGUCUGGAGAGAUUGUCAGUUCGGGAGAAGAUCGCUCAGUUCGGAUUUGGCACGGAACGAAUUGUGUCCAAGCCAUCACAUUACCAGCAAUCUCGGUUUGGAGUGUGUCUGCGUGCCCCAAUGGCGAUCUCAUUGUCGGCUCAAGUGACAAGAUGGCCAGGAUCUUCACCCGGGAACACGAGAGAAUGGCUGAUGCAGACGCCCUCGCUGCUUUCGACGAAUCGCUCCAGGCCUCAAGCAUCCCUCAGCAACAAGUCGGCCAAAUCAACGUGACCGAUCUGCCCGGACCCGAUUUCCUGCAACGAAAAGCAGGCACCAAAGAGGGUCAAAGUCAAAUCAUCAAGGAAGAUGACGGCAGUGCGUCCCUGUAUCAAUGGUCUCUGUCGCAACAACAAUGGAUCAAGAUCGGGCAGGUGGUGGAUUCAGCAGGCGCCGGUGGGAACAAGACGGCAUACCACGGAAAGGAAUACGACUAUGUCUUUGACAUUGAUAUCGAAGACGGCAAGCCUCCCCUGAAGCUGCCUUACAAUGUCACUCAGAAUCCUUAUGAAGCAGCCACCAAAUUCCUUCAAGACCAUGAAUUGCCCCUGUCAUAUCUUGAAGAGACAGCCAAUUUCAUCAUCAAGAAUACUCAAGGUGCUACCCUGGGACCGUCACAGCCGGUGGGUGCGGAUCCCUGGGGAACGGAGAAUCGUUACAGACCCGGUGACGUACCGACGCCGUCCUACCAACCGCCUCCUGCUCCGGCCAAAAAGACUCUUCCUCAAAAGGAGUAUCUGCCCGUGGUUAUCGGCAAACCAGGCGCCGCCAUGGCCCAGAUCACAAAGAAGAACGCCGAGUAUCGUGGAAGCGAUAUGAGUCUUUCGGCGAGCGACAUCCAGAAUCUGACGGCCGUGGCACAACAGCUGGAGAAAUACAAUUUCCAAGGGACCCCAUCCAUGUCUCCCUCUUCCACUCUGGGAUCUGCCGUCUCAUCCCUUAUGAAGAUUGCAACAGAAUGGCAACCUCCUGCGAACCGCUUGGCUGGACUGGAUCUUCUUCGUUUCAUCGCGGCCGCGGUGAAGGAAUUCCCUGUCACCCAUGCUGAGGGCAUUGACGUCGUCGCCAGCGUUUUGAGCAGCGAAAUCUUCGACCGGGAUUUCGUGGGCUCAAACAACAAAUUGGCCAUGAUCGCAAUGCGGUUCUUUUCCAAUCUGCUCUAUGGCUCCGUCACAGGACGAGGUCUAGUCGAAGAACACCUCGAGGGAAUCAUUGAAAGUCUCAAACACUUGUCCGCGUUCGUCUCGUCUGACAUUUCCGUUGCCAUUGCCCUGACGACUCUUUAUCUGAAUCUUGCUGUCUUCCUCACCACCAACAAGAGCUCUGGCACCGACGGCAAUGUUAGCUACGGUCUUUUCCUUGUGGAGGAGUUGUCGAACAUCCUCGGUGCUUUCCCCGCCGUCAACCAUGCCGCGUCCGCAAUCCCAUCUGCACAGUCGACGGAACCUGCCUAUCGCACCCUCGUUGCGUUGGGGACCGUCCUUGUGGGGCUUAAGCACGCAGAACUUGCGUCGGCUGCGAAGGAUAUCUUUGACGUGCCAAAUACUUUGGCCCAGUUGCGAACGAAGAAGUACUUGGACGAGCCCAGAUUUAGGACCGUCGUUGGCGAGAUUCAAGCUGUCUUGAGAUGA
Messenger RNA from Rhinocladiella mackenziei CBS 650.93, 2415 nucleotides. RefSeq lists its product as uncharacterized. Gene Ontology annotation, cellular component: cytoplasm; nucleus. The transcript has 2 exons. NCBI's taxonomy places the organism in Eukaryota, Fungi, Ascomycota, Eurotiomycetes, Chaetothyriales, Herpotrichiellaceae. Gene Ontology annotation, biological process: ubiquitin recycling; proteasome-mediated ubiquitin-dependent protein catabolic process. The record is from RefSeq and is a predicted model, not a curated record. Bases 1 to 2415 code for a protein of 804 amino acids. Gene Ontology annotation, molecular function: ubiquitin binding.